Messenger RNA from Cladophialophora yegresii CBS 114405, 1278 nucleotides. RefSeq lists its product as uncharacterized. NCBI's taxonomy places the organism in Eukaryota, Fungi, Ascomycota, Eurotiomycetes, Chaetothyriales, Herpotrichiellaceae. The record is from RefSeq and is a predicted model, not a curated record. The coding region runs from base 1 to 1278 and encodes 425 amino acids. Gene Ontology annotation, molecular function: inositol phosphoceramide synthase activity. Gene Ontology annotation, biological process: sphingolipid biosynthetic process; inositol phosphoceramide metabolic process. Gene Ontology annotation, cellular component: inositol phosphoceramide synthase complex. The transcript is spliced from 3 exons.
AUGGCCUCCACAGGCCCCUUCAAUGUCACCGAGGCCGCUGAGGCCUCUACGCCUAACAUGGGUGGCGCCCAGUUCGCCUCUCAUACUUGGGUGGAGCCAAUUAUCGUUGUCUCCAUCAUGGUAUCUUCUCUAUACUUUAAUCGAAGACACAACUUCCGGAUAUUCGACUCGGCUCGGGGCCGAUCGCCGACUCGCUCGGUUCUACCUCACAACAGCUCCCAAAUGUCCUCGCCGGAUGGGUCGAUCGACUCCGACUCAUACUCCCCCGAUUCGGACGUCUUCAGUUCAUCCAGGUACCCGGCGAAGAAACGAAACUGCUGUGGCAUGGUCGUUCGCACCCCCAACUCGUCUCGCUUUGCCGGCAACUGGCACUCGCGUGUCCUGGCCAAAUGGCCCUUCCUGCUCGAAAUGUUCUAUUGGAUUCUGAAUCUGGCUUUCUACUCGCUCACCAAGGCUGUUGCGCAAGUCCUUUUCUCCUCGAACGAUGGUUUAUGGCAGCUUGCACAGGAUCAUGGCGUCCUUGUCCUCGACAUCGAGCAUAAGUCAUGGCUGAGAUUUUUGUUCCCGAUCAAGGAGAGUGACUUUCAGGCUUGGUUUCUGAAUGGGCAUUUGACCGCCAUUACGUUUUUGAACCGAUUUUACUCUCUUGUCCAUAUCCCGGGCACCGUUGCUUUUCUGUCAUGGUACUACUAUGCCGCUCCCACACAUGCGACCUUCGCCACCGUUCGCCGAACUAUGACGCUGGGCAAUUUCGCCGCCUUCUUUAUCUUCACCUUCUUUCCUUGUAUGCCUCCUCGUCUCUUACCGAAGGAGUUCAACUUCCACGAUACCGUCCGCCAAUCAAAUGCCGAGUCCGUCUGGGUUGGAGGAAAUUAUGUCAAUCAGCUGGCCGCUAUGCCGAGCUUGCACUUCACCUAUGCAUUUUGUGUAGGAUCUACGUUCCUGUACCACUCUGGCAUAUUCCGUCGUUCUCAGCGAGGCGAGCCGCGGAAGCCCUUCUACACGCAGAUCUUUUUCCUGGUCGCCGGUAUCUGCUACCCGUUGCUGGUGCUCACGAUUAUCGUGGCCACCGCGAACCACUACUGGCUCGAUGCAGUUGUGGCCAUGUGUACAACCACCCUGAGCUUCUGUUGCAACAAGGUCUGGAUGUUCUUGUUACCCGCUGAGGACAUUCUUUGCUGGAUUUUGCGGGUCGACAAGCCGACACCAACAACAGGAGACCGACUGAAGAGGAGAGAAGCUCAGUAUCAGCUCGUCAAAAAUGAGGAGGAGCCAUAA